Molecule: messenger RNA, 822 nt
Organism: Fusarium odoratissimum NRRL 54006
Lineage: Eukaryota; Fungi; Ascomycota; Sordariomycetes; Hypocreales; Nectriaceae
Exons: 1
Coding region: 1-822 (273 amino acids)
Source: RefSeq, a predicted model, not a curated record
AUGACGCGGAAGGAGAGUGGAACACCGAGGAGGGAAUCGGCUGAGAAGGACCAAGGUGCCAGGAACCAUCGAGACUCCUCGGUCGAGUCCUGUAUCGUCCUGGCCAUCUCAACAAUCGUCGCUGCACCUCACGUGACACGAUCAGCAGAUUCCGAGGCAUCCAUGGGCAAGGAGAGUCCUGUGACGCCAGAUGAGCAACCAAUCAAAUCCGAAGAAGAAGAUCGUAUCGGCAUGCUGAUGUCCUUGUCAAUGGUUGAGCCCUCUGGCCAGUGCAAAGCAACAACUCCCGAACCACUGGAUUUCUCUUGCCACGAACAUCAGAAACAGAAGUGCGAGACUCUCCCAAUUCUGGUGGAUUACGGCAUUCCAGAGCAAAGGUUCGAGGAGCCUACAACGGAGGAGAGGUCAGAUAUUCCUGUAAUGAAAGACACACCAGACUCUAUACCCGAUUUGCUUUUAAGAAGGAAUCCUCAGAAGGCAACAGUGACAUAUCUCGAGACAAUCGCCGUUAAGAACAAGAUUGCCAAAGAAGAGGAACUACAGAAUAAGCUCCAGGACAAAAUGGACUACAACUGCAAUGUAAUCCUCGAUUGCGAUGUCAGUAUUGACGUUGAGCGUCGUGCAAUCGAGAGUGCCAGACGCAGAGGGAGGCCAUUUUGGAUCCCAUGGUCGAUGGAACGUCAACGCUACCUUACGUCCAAACGCAAGAACCUUCAGAAGAAAAAUGCUGAGAUGGAGGGAGUAAGGAAGCGUCGCUGCAAGAAGCUUGAUGGACUGAUGUCUGAGAAACAAAAACUUGAGGAGGAUGUUACUGCAUAUUGA